AUGACUUCGACGCUGAUUCGCGGCGCCACUUGCGUGCUGCCCACCGAGAACGCCAUCACCGACAUCCUUAUUGCCGAUGGGCGCAUCGCCCACGUCGGUGCGCCAGCCGGCAGCCGUCAUGAUCUCGAAAUCGACGCGCGCGGACUCCACCUGCUGCCGGGAGUGAUCGACGACCAAGUGCACUUUCGCGAGCCCGGCCUGACCCACAAAGAAGAUCUGGCCAGCGGUAGUAGUGCUUGUGCCAAGGGCGGCAUCACCACCUUUCUGGAGAUGCCCAACACUCAACCGGCUACCACCACGGUCGAGCUGCUGCACCGCAAGCUAGCCUUGGCCGCGGGCAAGAGCCGGGUGAACUACGGCUUCUACAUUGGCGCCACCCCGGACAACGUCGCCGAGCUAGCUGCCGCCGAGCGCACUCCGGGGAUCAAGAUCUUCAUCGGCUCGUCAACCGGCGAUUUGCUAGUCGACGAUCAGGCUGCCCUGGAGCGGAUCUUCGCCGAGACCCGCCUGCCGAUCACCGCCCACUGCGAGGACGAAGCCACCGUCCAGGCCAACCGCCGGGCCCUCAGCGACGACCUCGAGCUCGCCGACCACUCGCGCAUCCGCGACCAUCGCGCCGCCCUGGUCGCCACCCGGCGGGCCCUGGAUCUGGCUUUCCGCCACCGGCAUCGUUUUCACGUGCUGCACGUUUCGACCGCCGAAGAAGCCCGGCUACUGGCCGAUCACCGACAGCUGAUCACCGGCGAGGCUUGCCUGCACCAUCUACUGUUCGAUGUCGACGACUACCCACGCCUCGGCAGUCGCAUUCAAAUGAACCCAUCGAUCAAGACCGCCGCCGAUCGCGAGGAACUUUGGCGGGCGCUGGCCGACAAUCGCCUGCAGGUCGUCGCCACCGACCACGCACCGCACACUUUGGAAGAGAAGGCCCAACCCUACCCACAAUCUCCUUCAGGCCUUCCUGCGGUCGAGAACUCCUUGGCCUUGAUGCUCGACCAAGCCCACCGCGGCAAGAUCUCCCUACGGCAGAUCGUCGCCUGGAUGUGCGACGCCCCGGCGAGGGUGUGGGAUCUGGUCGGCAAAGGCCGCAUCGCCGAGGGCUACGACGCCGACCUGGUGCUGGUAGACCUGGCCAAAGAAGCCACCAUCCACGACUCCGAGCAGCUCACCAAGAGCCGCUGGAGCCCUUGGCACGGCUCCACCCUGACCGGCUGGCCGGUACGCACCUGGGUACUAGGUCGGGAAGUCUUCCGCGAUGGGCAGGUCGAUCCUCAAGCCCGAGGCCAGGAAGCAACCUUCGACCACGCCCGCGGCGGGUAUUGGGCAACAACUAGCGAAUCGGAAGCAGAGAACUCGCCGGUCGCGUUUUCGCCAGCGAGCUCCUGA
Nerophis lumbriciformis (worm pipefish) is the source of this 1383-nucleotide messenger RNA. NCBI's taxonomy places the organism in Eukaryota, Metazoa, Chordata, Actinopteri, Syngnathiformes, Syngnathidae. The record is from RefSeq and is a predicted model, not a curated record.